Molecule: messenger RNA, 4771 nt
Organism: Chroicocephalus ridibundus (black-headed gull)
Lineage: Eukaryota; Metazoa; Chordata; Aves; Charadriiformes; Laridae
Gene: RBM47
Product: RNA binding motif protein 47
Exons: 5
Coding region: 328-2181 (617 amino acids)
Cellular component (GO): nucleus
Molecular function (GO): mRNA binding
Source: RefSeq, a predicted model, not a curated record
AAGUCGGGUCUGGGAGUGGAAGAGCCGUGUACUGCUGGCCAGGAGCUCAGCGUCCCGCUCAGCGCCCUGGAAUGUGCAGCUUAGGGCAGGGGCGAGCAGGGGCUUUAGCUUAGCUGGUACUAAUUGCAAGUUUUAGUGCUCAAAAACUCUGUUUAAAAAAAAAAAAAAAAAAAAAAAGAAAAGAGCAAAGAGCCAAGAGAGGGAGUUAAGGCUGGGAGAGCUGUUGCUCCAAGCAGCAGCGUGAGGAGUUGCUCAACUCUCGUUUAGCAGCGGGGUAGAAAGGAAAAUGCAUUAGGUUGCUGCCCCGAAACGUUGCUGCUGCUGCGAAUGGUGCUGGGCGCUGAGGCAGGCUCCAGGUUUUAUCAGGCUGUGAAUGAGUUUGACACAAUGACCGCUGAGGACUCCACUGCAAGGAUGAGCAACGAUUCCUCCAACGUGGCUACCACGAAAGUCCCUGAAGGCGUUGCCGGUGCACCCAAUGAGGCGGCUCUGCUGGCCCUCAUGGAGCGCACGGGAUAUAGCAUGAUCCAGGAGAAUGGGCAACGCAAGUACGGCGGCCCUCCUCCCGGCUGGGAGGGCCUGCACCCUCCUCGUGGCUGUGAAGUCUUUGUGGGCAAAAUCCCCCGUGAUGUCUAUGAAGAUGAGCUCGUCCCUGUGUUCGAGUCUGUUGGCCGCAUCUAUGAAAUGCGCCUGAUGAUGGACUUUGAUGGGAAGAACCGUGGCUACGCCUUCGUCAUGUACACACAGAAGCAUGAGGCGAAGCGUGCCGUCAGGGAGCUGAACAAUUAUGAAAUCCGCCCCGGCAGGCUGCUGGGUGUCUGCUGCAGUGUGGAUAACUGCCGGCUCUUCAUUGGAGGCAUUCCCAAGAUGAAGAAGAGAGAGGAGAUCCUGGAAGAGAUCGCCAAGGUGACAGAAGGCGUGCUGGAUGUCAUCGUGUAUGCCAGCGCCGCAGACAAGAUGAAGAACAGAGGCUUCGCCUUCGUGGAGUAUGAGAGCCACCGAGCAGCGGCAAUGGCCAGGAGGAAACUCAUGCCGGGAAGGAUCCAGCUGUGGGGACACCAGAUUGCUGUUGACUGGGCAGAACCAGAGAUAGAUGUGGAUGAAGAUGUCAUGGAGACUGUUAAAAUCCUCUAUGUGAGGAAUUUAAUGAUUGAGACCACAGAGGACACCAUUAAAAAGGUCUUUGGGCAGUUUAACCCUGGCUGUGUAGAGCGGGUGAAAAAAAUACGUGAUUACGCCUUUGUGCACUUUACAACCAGGGAAGAUGCCAUUCACGCCAUGAACAACCUUAAUGGUGUCGAACUGGAAGGCUCGUGCCUGGAGGUUACCUUGGCCAAGCCGGUAGACAAGGAGCAAUACACUCGCUACCAGAAAGCAGCAAAAGGAGGGGCCGCAGCAACGCCUGAAGUAACUCAGCAACCUAAUUAUGUUUACUCUUGUGAUCCGUACACACUAGCAUAUUAUGGAUAUCCAUACAAUGCCUUGAUCGGGCCCAACAGAGAUUACUUUGUGAAAGCAGGCAGCAUACGAGGCAGAGGGCGAGGUGCAGCUGGCAACAGAGCCCCGGGCCCCAGGGGCUCCUACCUGGGGGGAUACUCCGCCGGCCGUGGCAUCUACAGCAGGUACCACGAAGGCAAAGGAAAACAGCAAGAGAAAGGAUACGAGCUGGUACCCAACUUGGAGUUACCUGCGGUCAAUCCGGUGGCCAUUAAGCCUGGUGCAGUGGCCAUCCCUGCCAUCGGCGCCCAGUACUCCAUGUUUCAGGCUGCUCCACCGGCCAAGAUGAUGGAAGAUGGCAAAAUCCACACUGUCGAGCACAUCAUUAACCCUAUAGCCGUCCAGCAGGAUCCGGCUAGCGCGGCAGCCGCUGCGGCAGCCGCCGCCGCAGCUGUAAUACCGGCCGUCUCAACGCCUCCCCCCUUCCAGGGCCGCCCCAUCACGCCGGUGUACACCAUGGCUCCCAACGUGCAGCGAAUCCCCGCCGCCGGGAUUUACGGGACAAGUUACGUGCCAUUUGCAGCGCCCGCCGCGGCGACAGCGACGAUAGCCACGCUACAGAAGAAUGCCGCUGCCGCCGCCGCCGCUGCUGCUGCCUAUGGGGGAUACGCCGGCUACAUCCCUCCGGCGUUCCCGGCCGCCACCAUCCAGGUCCCCAUCCAUGACGUCUACCAGACGUACUGAGACUGUCGGCAGAGGAGGGCGGCGGAGAAACACACACUGAAGGAACACUUUACUAUUUAUGAAGAAAGAACCGACUGCGAAAGAGUAAACGUUUGGGCUCGGUAAACUGAGGCAGAAAGUGAAGAAUGUCAUAGAAAAAAAAACGUGUUUGAAAUAUUUUCUACGCUUGAAGUUUUCACUAACUUUUUUAGGCUAUUUUUAAAAUUUAACGUGCCUGUAUUCAUACAUUUCUAAAGGACCUCGAUGCAUCCAGCCCACCGCUGACGUGCAUUUAUACGCAUCCUAGUGGGGUUGCAUAGGGUCUUUUUUUUUUUUUUAGCAGUUAUAUUUUCAAUAUAUUUGUGGUAUGAAGGUUAUUUUUUAGUAACUUCUGCACUCCAGAGAUGUCUAUUUUGUAGUGCCCUUAAUAAUAUAUCAGCUAUAUAUUAAAAAGCACACCUGAGCAGCUAGGGAAAGUUUUAACAAUAUAUUUUGAAGAAUAUAUUCAAUAUUUAAAGAAUACAUACUUUAGAAUUUUUUUUUUAAGGAAAAAACCAACAAGUAUCUUAUUUAAAAAAUUAUACUGGAAAGUGCAAUUUGAAAAAUGUGCGAGACCUCUGCAUUUUUGUGCUGGCAUUAAUACAGUCUGCUUGUUCUUAUUUGAAAUCAGAAGUAACUAAUAUUGCCUGCUUGGGAGAAAGAGGUUAAAAAAAAAACCAAAAAGCCUCCUCACACAAACAUCUUCACGGUGUGACCUGCAGGCUUGUGUGCAGUAAAGGAAAGGCUCAGAGUUUUCCUUAACAACUGGAUUUUCUAUUUAUUGAAGCUACUCAUAGUUGAAGCACGUGCAGAAACGAGUAGCCGCUAUUUUCGCGCGAGACGUCUUGACUUAGAUCUUCAUCCAGUAUAAAGCCUAGGCUCUUUUCCAACGCUCUUUAUUUUCUUCCUUGAAGUAUGUGUUGUAGUGACUGAGAAUGUAUGCUGCUGUCGGCGAGAGCAGGCGCGCUCUCGCCCAGAGGAUGCGCAGCGUUCCUUACCCAUCGCUCCAUCAUGUUCCGAGAGAAAUUUCCCAGGUACUAGGGGUGGUAGUGAUACUGGAAUUAGUGAAACGGGGCUAGCCUCCCUCCCGGCCUCCCUUCCACGCUUAAUUCCUCGUCUCCGCGACUGGAGUUGUACAUGCACAUCAGGGGUGGGAGCGAUUAGACCCGAUGAUUUUAAGACAUAGAGCUUGUAAAUAUCUUUUAAUAUACAUUUUUAAAGUCAUUUUAUGUUGCAAAUUUACAUGGUAUGUGGUUUGCCACAAAACAAAAACCUUUUAUUGCGAUGUUAUUAAGAAGUUUGUUUUAUUAAGAAGUAAAUAUAUUAUUGCAGUGUUUUGUGGCCUGUUUAAAGGCUUUUAUUUAGUAGUGCGGUGAAUGAAACUGUAGUAAACCGGUAUAGAAAUAUCUUGCCCAUUGUAUGAAGUGCAUCAGCCCUGCAAACACAGCUCCAGUGGCAGGAGGUGUGAAUCAGGGAGCAAGUAAACAGCGUUCCUUUGCUUUCUGUGGUGUAGGUACCAACCGAAGGGGUUUCCUAUUGGGUAUAUUUUGACAACUGAACCACUUCCAGACCACGUCCAGCUCAGUGAAGUGACCUUUUAAUUAAUACGCUUUUUUUUUUUUUCUUUCCUUGCCUCAAAAUGGAGGGAGCGGUUGUUGUUCUAGGUGCUCUUGCUCGGCCCAGCUGAGCUCUCCUUAACCCUGUCGCCCCCUUAGCGAAAGCCCUGUGAGGAGGUUAACCAUUAGGUCGGACUCUGCCCCUCUGGCCCCUUCCAGGCAGAUUUUUAUUGCUUCUGAAAGCGCUCCCGGACCUUCACCCUGAGGAGGGGAUUUGGACAAAGCCCCGACAGGGGGAAGCCCCCAGCCAGCACUCCGGCGAAGGCUCGACACUAAAAACCGCCAUGGGUCCGUGGGCUCUGCACAAACACCCCCGGGGUGGGGAAAAGGCAGUCCAGUGAUUUGGGUCUCCGCCGGCCCCUUUCCAGCCCCACACCAUGGCUGACCCACAGAGGAGGGAUGAAGGGUGAUGGCUCCCUUCCCACUCACCCUCUUCCCAUGGUAGGACGAGGGUCCCGCCGCUGGCAGAGGUGGCAGGGAGAGAAAGAAGCCAAGGAGGGCAAAUCCCGAGGCACCCCAGGCCACCGGUGGGUGCUGCCUGAGCCGGGGCAGGAGCAGGAGACGCAAGCAGGACCUGGGGACACAGGCAGGACGUGGGGACGCAGGCAGGACGUGGGGACGCAGGCAGCCAGGUCACGCUGAGCCUCCCGCCCCUGCCUGUCUUUUACACUUGCUUCUAAACCAUUUCAUGUACACUACUACUGAGGUAAGUCUGGUAACUUGAAAUGUGAACAUCUUUAGGUUAAGAACAAACUAUUCAAAGAAAAAAAAAAUAUAUUUGAAAAAAAAAAACAACAAACAAAACUAGUGUGCCUUAGUCUCAAAAGAGCUGAUAUUUUAGGUGUUUUAUUGUAUCUCUGUUCUCUGUACUGUUGGAAGCCUCUGAGUUUAUUUAGUUCUUGCUCCAUUUACGGUACAUUUCUAGGAUGUAGUGAAUAAAGCAUUCUUCAAAAAUG